Messenger RNA from Aspergillus aculeatinus CBS 121060, 669 nucleotides. Its product is annotated as BTB/POZ domain-containing protein. NCBI's taxonomy places the organism in Eukaryota, Fungi, Ascomycota, Eurotiomycetes, Eurotiales, Aspergillaceae. The coding region runs from base 1 to 669 and encodes 222 amino acids. The record is from RefSeq and is a predicted model, not a curated record. The transcript is spliced from 2 exons. Gene Ontology annotation, molecular function: protein binding.
AUGGCUUCAAAGUCUGUUCGAGUCUCCAAAGACUCUGUCAACAAAUUUCAGGGGAGGACCAUUGAGAUAGUGGUAGGAGAUGAGCAAAGGGUCUACGGCGUCCAUGAAGGCUUGGUUCGUUCCUCUUCCCCGUUCUUCGACAAGGCUCUGGCAGGGAAAUGGAAGGAGUCCGCACAGCGCACCGUCCAACUUCCGAACGAUGAACCGAAGAUAGUUGCGCUCUACAUCCACUGGCUCUACUACGGCACACUGCCGGUGUUUUGUGAUGAACUGGUUGAAAUCGGAAACUCCGAAUACUUGGACCUGGCCAAGGCCUAUAUCCUGGGCGACAAGAUCUUGGACACUUUGUUCCAAGACACCGUCAUCGAUGCGAUUAUCGAGAAGAGCCGUUCCACAGCGCAAGACGGACACAGGUGGUACCCUGACGGGGCAGUGUUGGAUUAUGCAUAUCACAACAUCGCCGAAUCGGCUCAGAUCCUUGAGUUAUUUGUAGAUAUGUAUGUGACGAAGGGGAAUAGUUCAUGGCUGCAGGAAUGGACAGAUCCUACCCAUAUCCCGCAGCCUUUUCUUCUGAGUGUUGCUUCCAAGCUGUUGGACCGACGUGCUGUUUCUAAGGAGCCCCUUGAAGCCUUGAUUUAUCACAUCCAUGGCAGAAACCAUGAUAAGUAA